Messenger RNA from Physella acuta, 1923 nucleotides. RefSeq names its product protein LTV1 homolog. Gene Ontology annotation, cellular component: preribosome, small subunit precursor; nucleus; cytosol. Gene Ontology annotation, biological process: ribosomal small subunit biogenesis; ribosomal small subunit export from nucleus. NCBI's taxonomy places the organism in Eukaryota, Metazoa, Mollusca, Gastropoda, Physidae. The record is from RefSeq and is a predicted model, not a curated record.
UCUUCCGGCAAUGCUUUAGAGACACAAAAACAUUGCAAUACUUCUAGCGUAAAUUUUAUCAGCGUCAACAACACACUUUGUCUAACUUGUUGUGACUUAGUACACUCUUUUAAUAUGCCUAAGCCAGUAAAGAAGAAAAAGAAGUUCAUUCACAAAAAGGAAGCCACCACCUACCGCCUCAUCCCUGGUUAUGUUGAGGAUGAUGAGGAAACUAGUCCAGCCACUUGCUCUACAGAGGAGCUUGAGUCUAGGAAAGAGGAGCAACGGAAACAUGGGAUUUACUUUGAUGAUGCUUACAACUACUUGAAGCACUUGAGGUCUGUGAAUGAGCAGGCAACGUUGGUCAGCACAGAGAGCUAUCAGAUAGCUCGGGAACAGGAUGAGGUGCGAUCAAUUGCCAGUGGUCCACCACUGUUUAUGGAGUAUUUUUCUACUGAUGCUACUGAAGAAGAAGAGAUUGACCCGGAGCUUCUCUCUGCCCUGGAAAAUGCCCCAGCCGUAAACUUGGAUGAUGUGGAGGAGACUGAGUUGCUGGAGGAUUUCCUGGACGAUGAUUUUAUAACCAAAGCUGGUGGUGUACUGCCAACAGAAGAUGACAAUGUUUCAGACAGGGAAGAUGACUUUCAAUCUGAUGAAGAUGAGGACGAAUGUUCAGAUUUGGAUGAAAGUGAAGAUGAGGAAGAUGAAAGUGAUGAUUUAUCAGAUGACGAACAAGAGCAACAUGGAAGAGGGACUGUACAAGAUGAUAUCAUAGCAGCACAAACAGCAUUGAUUCUACGUAACUUUGAAGAGGGCUAUGGAUUCCGCUGCUCAAACCAGAUCUCUGAUGAUGAGCCAGAGCAAGUCACAGCAGAGGAUUAUGAAAAUUUGAAACACAUUCUAAAGCAAGACAAGCUCACACAGGAGCCAGUGUCUUGGUCUGAAGUGUUGGACGACAAGUCAGAAAAACCAAAAGUAGACACCUCAAAAUAUCUGUAUGAUGAUGUUGAUGAAUAUGAAUGGAAGGAAGUUGCCCCAUCUAAGCCGAAAUUUGACUGUGUUAGCAUUUUGAGUUUGAAUUCAAAUACAAGAAACUUACCUACAGAUUUACUGCCACCCAGGACAGAGGGCAAGAAGAAAAGUUCCAAGUCUGUGGCUGACUCUGAUACCUCUAAUGGCCAAGGUUUGACACUGAAGCAGCUGGAUGCUGAGAUCCGAGAAAACAGGAAGGCAGACAAAGCUAGCACAUUCAGGCCCCAAGAUGAGACCAUUGAGGAGAAAAAAGCAAGGAAGAAGGCAAUCAAGGAUGAGAGAAGAGAAAGGCGUCAAGAAAAGAAAGCAAACAAACAAGUGUUUGCCAUGGAGCAUGAAAAGUUACAGAGAGAGACUGCAGCUUUGUCAAAAUCUGUCAAAAGUGUAAAAAUAUGCUGAGAAAUUACAUAUGUAAAUAUUUUAAUGUACACAAGGGAGUUGGUAGUUUUAUUUUAAUUUACAAGGCAGGUAUUUGCGUUUUUAUCAAUUCACAUCAUUCUUUUAUACACAUAAAUGGUUUGUGUAAUUGCUGCUGAGUGAUUCUAGUUUGAUUGAAGUUUUAUGAAUACAUUUCUAAUUAUGUGGAUUAUACAUUUUAGUAAAGAUUGUUGUCUGAGAUAUUCCUAUGCUUCUGUGUAAAUGUAGGAAUUUCUGAUGGUUAGUAAGUUAGUGUUGAGUCAUGUUUUUUUUUUUUUUGUGUAAAUGAACAGUGUUGAAUAAAUAUAAAAAAAAAAGUUUUAUUAUGUUAAAAAGAACUAAAAAUUAUGAAAUAAAGUUAAAGUAUUUUUAAGUAGGUGCCUGUUUUAAAGUUUUAAAAUAUAGAAUUGUUCAAACUAUAUUUGCUGUUAUAAAUUCUGUAUAAAGAUUUAUUGUAGUGAAAAAUUUUGUAAAUAAACAGACAUGUGAUUGAGA